Aureobasidium namibiae CBS 147.97 is the source of this 1392-nucleotide messenger RNA. RefSeq lists its product as uncharacterized. Gene Ontology annotation, cellular component: nucleus. The record is from RefSeq and is a predicted model, not a curated record. Bases 1 to 1392 code for a protein of 463 amino acids. Gene Ontology annotation, biological process: positive regulation of transcription by RNA polymerase II. NCBI's taxonomy places the organism in Eukaryota, Fungi, Ascomycota, Dothideomycetes, Dothideales, Saccotheciaceae. Gene Ontology annotation, molecular function: transcription cis-regulatory region binding; zinc ion binding; DNA-binding transcription factor activity, RNA polymerase II-specific. The transcript is spliced from 3 exons.
AUGCCGAGAGACGGUUGCAAAGAAUGUUCGCGGCGUCGCAUCAAAUGCGACAAAGGCGCACCCGAAUGUGCGAAAUGCCUAAAGAAAGGCAUACAAUGUACAGGCGUUGGUCGUCAAAUCAGGUUUGUUGAAGGUGCAAUCUCGAAGGGAAAGCGCAAAGGGCAUCCGAUCUCCGCUGUCAGAAAUAUUGCGACAAAUUUGAGCCGGCACAUACACGACGCCACCGUGUCCACACCGAAACUAGAGACACUUUCAGGACCACUUCACCAAGACACCGAUGUGAGAUCGCCAAUCGAAAAUGUUGGGGGUUCUGAAGUUCUCGAUGCCGAAAAUGAUGUAGAAGAAAUCGAAACGGUCGUUCACCAGAGACUGAAUUAUGCACUGACCUGCACAUCAUCGGACUGUACUACCACAUCGUUCCAUCUCGACCCAGGAGCUGAUCUGAUUUUGGAGCUGCUGAAGCCUGGUAUUCAGAUGCUAUUCGACCACUUUUCCUCGAGCAUUGCAUCAAUCAUGGUCGUCUUUGACGAUGAUUUCAACGGCUAUCGCAACUUCUUACUUCCACUGGCCUAUCAAGACGAUCUCGUACAGCGAGCUGUGUCUGUCGUGGCUGCCUUCCACUUGUCAGCGAAGAAACCUGAUCUUCUGCCCCUUGCAGAAACCGGACGUUCUGAGAUUAUAAAGAGGCUACGUGCGGAUGCUUUUGCUGGAGAAAGCAACGAGGUUUUUAGCAUGUCUACUUGGGCUACCAUCAUUCUGUUAUUGGUGGGAGAGACCGUCACCGGAUCUCAAGACUUUAUUCACCUAUACCGCAUGCUCACCAAUCUCUUAAGUCAUACUGACCUCACAGGAGCAGAGCCAUCGCCUGAACAAGGAUUCUUGCUCCAGCAAUCACGCAUGUUCCAGUUAUUCACGCCACCUUUACUUGACCUUACUCAAGGCCGCCAAACAUUCGAGAAAGACCUGAACUUUUACUUCGAUUUCAUAUUUUCCCAAACAUAUUCAGACAACCCGAGUAUUGCUCGAAGCACGACCAUCUUUCGGGAAUCCAUCAGGCGAGCGCGGAACAUCUACUUGCGACAGGCUCUGGGCAAUUAUCAGCCCAGGCAGCUGUAUGAGGACAUUGAACAAUUACGGCUCCUGGUAUCUCCUAUCCACUCUGACAGCCCUUGCAUGCAUACAUUACCUUGGGUCUACUUCAUCGCUGCUGCAUCCAGCAUUGAUCAAGGUCAUAGGCAUUUCUUUGCGGACAGGCUUAGAGAAGUUCAUGGGAAAACACGGAUGAACAAUAUCAUCGUGGCCCUGGAGCGACUGGAACAAAUUUGGCUGUUACAACCAAACGGCGAAUGGGCACGAAAUCCCAGUCUGGUGAACCCGGUUUUGAUCAUAUGA